AUGCUUGUUUUCAGAAGAGCUUUCCUGGUCUCUUAUGCUCAACUUCAGCUGAGUAUCUCGCCAGGCAACCAGUUCUUAUCCUUUGUGUCAAAUAUAAAGGCAUCUCUUGUAAAUAAAAAUAAAGAAAAGGAUAUAGACUUGCCAGCAAACGUCCUAAAGGAUAUCAACGAAAACGAACCCACGAAGCUGAAGCAUACAUCAUCAGAAUCAAGACAGUAUAAACGUUCCACACAUCCCACGUCCGUACCACUCAAUAAGUUAUUUUCAAAUAGCUUCCCCUAUAGCAUUACCGAGUCAUUACAAGACUAUUCUUAUAGGGCUAACCCUCUUGCUUUUCAGCACGAAUUACUUUCGUUGCUACCAUUUUAUCCAGAGCCUGACUCGAUGGGACGAACCAGUAAAGUCUAUAAAGUGUACCUUGAUGGUGAAGUGAAGGGUCAACCAAGAAACUUUAUCAAUGAAUUUGUGAUAUAUCCUCCAGGGAAAUCAGAAAACGAUGAUCCAAACACGAUGAAUCAUCUUAUUAUGAUCCAUGGCUAUGGCGGUGGAUUGGGAUUUUGGUUCAAGAAUUUCGAUGAGAUCUCCAAGUCUAAUAAGUCUCAAAAUUGGUGCAUCCAUGCUAUUGACUUGUUGGGAUAUGGAUGCUCUUCCAGACCACCAUUCACCUUAAAGAACGAAACUCUUGAUGAAGUAGAAGACUGGUUCCAUUUGUCGUACCAGCAGUGGUUGCAAAAGAGAGGUUUGGAUAAAGUUUCGAAGGACAAGAUUUUAAUAAUGGCACAUUCAAUGGGCGCAUACUUGAUGGCUACAUAUGGAAUUAGGAAAGAUCCUAAUUUUUGUAAGAAGAUAAUGAUGGUCUCACCAGGAGCUGUCAUUAAGCAUAGGGAAGAAGUAAACGUUCCCGCCUAUUUUGCGAAUCUUUGGGAAAGAAACAUCUCUCCAUUUGUAUUGGUCAGGAAAGCUGGUCCACUUGGUUCAAAAUUGGUCAGUUUAUGGUCAUCUAGAAGAUUUGCAAACUUGCCAGAGGAAGAAUCCAUGGCGUUGCAUAAAUAUGCCUAUGGUAUAUUCCAAUCACCGGGGUCUGGGGAGUACAUGUUGAACUACUUACUCGCACCUGGGGCUGAUGCUAGACACCCUUUGUUGGAAAGAGGAAUGGAUAAGCUUAGAUGUGAUUUCCUUUGGUGCUAUGGUAAGGAAGAUUGGAUGGAUGUCCAUGGUGGUGAACUAUGCAGCAAGAUUAUCAAGGAUAAGGGAUUUAAAAGUGAAGUAAUGGAAAUUGCAGAUUCAGGCCAUCAUAUCUACUUAGAUAACAUUCCAGUAUUCAACAAGUUAAUGGUGGAAGAAAUGGAUAAAUUCCAGGGUAUAUAG
Dujonia railenensis is the source of this 1368-nucleotide messenger RNA. Lineage: Eukaryota; Fungi; Ascomycota; Pichiomycetes; Serinales; Debaryomycetaceae. The record is from the annotation of a GenBank genome assembly.